Molecule: messenger RNA, 2494 nt
Organism: Erigeron canadensis
Lineage: Eukaryota; Viridiplantae; Streptophyta; Magnoliopsida; Asterales; Asteraceae
Product: two-component response regulator-like APRR7
Exons: 12
Coding region: 275-2332 (685 amino acids)
Biological process (GO): phosphorelay signal transduction system; cytokinin-activated signaling pathway
Molecular function (GO): protein binding
Source: RefSeq, a predicted model, not a curated record
CUCUGGUUUUUAUUGUUUUUAUUUCCAAACGCUAAUUAAUCAUUUCUCUAAUUUUAUUCAGUAUUAUCUUAACAUUGUUUCAUCUAAUUACAGAUUCCUUGCGAUUAGAUUCCAUUACGUAAAAUAAUCACGGUAUUAAUAGUGAGUCCAGGAACUGAGUUGUGCAGGGCGGAAGGUUUUGUAUUUGAGAUUUGAAGAGAUUGGAUACGUUUGAUGUGAUGCGGCUGCAAUGUGUUUCCCGCUUAUAUAAUUGCAUUAAGAAGGAAGUGUUUCGAUGACCACUAGCGGAGGAGGGAGUAAGGGAGUUCAACAGGUGGACGAUCGUGUAAAAUCUGAGUGUCAAAGAGAUGUGAAUGGAUUUGUUGGUAAUGGACCCGGUUUACAAGAAGAUAAUGAGUUGAGAUCUAGUAAAGUAGAUUCAAAAGAGCAAAAUGGAUUCAACCAGGUGGCAUUGCAUGGGAAUGCUCCUCCUCAAGCACCUCCGCAACUGCCACAGGGGUCGCUAGUCCACUGGGAGAAGUUUCUGCAUGUUAGAUCCAUUAAAGUCUUGUUGGUUGAAAAUGAUGAUUGUACACGUCAUAUUGUCACUGCUUUGCUUCGCAACUGUAAUUAUGAAGUUAUUGAAGCAGCUAACGGGUUUCAUGCAUGGAAGAUUUUGGAAAAUUUAUCCAAUCAAAUUGACAUUGUUUUAACCGAAGUAGUCAUGCCUUGUCUUUCAGGAGUUGGCCUUUUGUGCAAGAUUAUGAACCACAAGACACGCAAGAAUGUUCCUGUGAUUAUGAUGUCUUCUCAUGAUUCAAUGGGUUUAGUAUUUAAAUGUUUAUCAAAAGGUGCUGUAGACUUCUUAGUAAAACCAAUUCGGAAAAAUGAGCUUAAAAACCUUUGGCAACACGUCUGGAGGAGGUGUCACAGUUCUAGCGGUAGUGGGAGCGAAAGUGGCACACAGGCCCAGAAAUCCGUUAAUUCGAAAAGUAAGUUAAGGUAUGAUAACAGUGACGGAAAAGAUGUGGAUGACAGUGGGAGCACUGAUGGUGGUAGCGAUGAUGGUAGUGGCACUCAGAGUUCUUGGACAAAACAAGGUGUCAAUCCCGAGAGCCCAGCAUCUCCAUGCAUUCAAAUAGUUGAGCAUCCUGACAGCACUUGUGGCCUUGUUAUCCGCCCAACGAAGGACUUCUAUGAUGAGGAAAGACAUUUUUCUACAGAUAAUGGUGGAAUGGCUAAAGAGAUUGCAAGAGGCAGAUCUAAAAACUCAGAUAUGCAGAUUGAGUUUCCAAAUGAGGUUACUGAUCAAGUAUUUGACCUAACUUCUAAUGUCAAAUGUAAGGAGAUAGAGGUUUCAGAUGUCCAAAGGGAGUCCCCAUUGAAUAUACAAAAAACUAAAAGUAUUAAAAUGCUGGACCCUUGCAUGGAAAAUAGGGAAAUUGAGGGUCAAGGAGAACCCGAAACAAUGAAGGAUGCAAAGAUUAAGAUUAUUGACGACUCUAAUGGAGUUAUGGUUGGCGAGGUUGGCUUAAAAAGGCCCCGCGCAGCCGAAAAUGAUGGGAGAGAAGUUCAGAAUGGCUGCAAUUUUUUGAGACAUUCAGAGCUUUCAGCCUUCACUAGGUACAAAACAAACUCAAAUGCUGUAAAGGGUACACCUGGAAUCACUGCUAGUUGCUUCGUACCUGAUAAUGAAUCUAACAUUGUGAUGAAAGAAUCCAAGCGUAACGCUCGUUCAGAUGGAUAUCUGAUUUAUCAAGGCUCAAGUGAGCAAGUCAUACCAAAGAAGGCUGAUGGCAUUGCUCCUGCUGACGUUCCACAUCAAGAGCUCCACAUUCAACACAUUCAUCAUCAUCACCAUGUUCAUCAUUACCAUAACAUAGAUACAGAGCAGCCAUUGUCCAAUCCAGAUGAUAUCGGUUUAAACAAGCUGGCUGCAGGUGCUUCACAUUGUGGGUCGUCAAAUAUCAAGGGUGGGCCUGUUGAAGGAAACAUUGAAAAUUAUAGCUUGAACAGAAAUGGAUCAGGCAGCAAGCAUGGAAGCAAUGUGCAGAAUGGGAGCAAUACAGCUUUGAAUUACGAAGUUACAAAUGUAGAAAGUAAUGUUGGUAUAGCUGAGGAAAGCUGUAGUGGUAGUGGUAAGGCUAGUUGCAGUGGUAACGCAGAUCUCACCAAAUCUGCACUGAGAGAAGCAGCCUUGACCAAGUUCCGGCAGAAGAGAGAAGUGCGAUGCUUCCAAAAGAAGGUGCGAUAUCAAAACAGAAAGAAACUGGCAGAACAAAGACCACGUGUUCGAGGACAAUUUGUGAAGGGCAAAAGUCGCGACAGUUCAGUCAAUGCUGGAGAUAGCUAGUUUAGCAUGAACAUGAGCUGUAUGUGCUAGUCUCUUUACAGGAGGUCUUAGGUUGAUUAGUGUUUAUAUCGUCUGUGUGAUGUGAAGAACAUUUUAAAUACUUAUGAAACGAUAAUUCAUUUGCUAUAAACUUUGCAAUAACAUAUUUAAAACUUUAUACUC